Cimex lectularius (bed bug) is the source of this 1688-nucleotide messenger RNA. RefSeq names its product tubulin alpha-4 chain-like. The record is from RefSeq and is a predicted model, not a curated record. Gene Ontology annotation, biological process: mitotic cell cycle; microtubule cytoskeleton organization. Gene Ontology annotation, cellular component: microtubule; cytoplasm. NCBI's taxonomy places the organism in Eukaryota, Metazoa, Arthropoda, Insecta, Hemiptera, Cimicidae. The transcript is spliced from 4 exons. Bases 161 to 1594 code for a protein of 477 amino acids. Gene Ontology annotation, molecular function: structural constituent of cytoskeleton; GTP binding.
GGUUAUUCCCAACACGAAGAAAGUAAAGCACAUGAUGCACAACAUAUGUAAACAAAUAUAAAGACUUUUAUUUCGGUUCAACACACCAAAAAAAUUCCGUUUAAAUUACUUUACAAUCUACACUUCACUCUCAGCACAAACAAUUCUACACAGCGACACAAUGAGGGAAGUCAUAUCGGUUCACGUCGGGCAAGCGGGUGUACAGUUGGGCGGGAUAUGCUGGGAGUUAUACUGCCUGGAGCAUGGUCUGGAUCUCUACGGCCGGCUCGGCAACGAGGACGAUCUGAGGUCGAGAAUGAUGAAAACAAACAGCAAUCUUCACGAAAGCGGUGAGCGGACCAAGUCUAUGGACGAAGGAGUGAAUCACACUCUAUCUUCGACGAGCUCGAGUUCAAGGAAGUCCAGGACGGCCGCCGGAUUCCCAUCGUUUUUCGUCGAGAUGUCAGAAGGCAAUUAUUCACCGAGGGCGGUCAUGGUCGAUCUGGAGCCGACGGUGAUCGAUGAAUUGAGAACGGGACCUUUAAAACAUUUAUUUGCUCCUAGUUCCCUUGUUAACGGAGUGGAAGAUGCAGCUAAUAACUAUGCUCGAGGCCAUUAUACUGCAGGGGGACAGAUGAAGGAAGCUGUUAUGGAGCCAGUCAGAAAAAUGGCAGAAGCCUGCGAUAAACUCCAAGGUUUUAUGAUCUUCCAUUCUUUCGGAGGUGGGACUGGCUCAGGGUUCGGAGCCCUCCUUACUGAAAUAUUUAAUAAAGAAUUUCUCAAAAAAAGUAAACUGGAAAUUGCCAUUUUCCCCUCACCAACGUUAUCCACUGCAGUCGUGGAGCCGUACAACGCAGUCCUUGCGACCAGUUUCACUUUGGAACACACAGACUGUGUCUUUCUCGCCGAUAACGAAGCUAUGUACAACAUUUGCAAGUCGAAAUUAGACAUCGACAGCCCUUCUUAUUCGAAUCUGAACCAACUCUUGGCGCAGACGGUGAGCUCGAUCACGGCCAGUCUCCGAUUUCAAGGGACACUCAACGCGGAUUUCACAGACUUCCAGACGAAUCUAGUUCCUUUCCCGAGGAUCCAUUUCCCCGUCGUCAGCUAUGCGCCGAUAGUGAGCAAGAGCAGAUGUACCCACCAGACGCUUUCCGUUGCCGACAUAACGAGCAAAUGCUUCGACAACGCCAACAGGCUGGUCAAGUGCGACAACGAGGCAGGACACUACAUGUCCUGCUGUCUGCUGUACAGAGGCGACGUCGCGUCUAAAGACGUUAACGCCGCUAUCUCAAACAUAAAAAACAAAAAAGGCGUCAAUUUCGUCGAUUGGUCGCCGACCGGUUUUAAAGUCGGCAUAAACGGCUCUCCGCCCUGCUCACUCGACACGGCCGAUAUGGCCAACGUCCAAAGGGCGGCAUGCAUGAUCUGCAACACGACGGCGAUUAAGGAAGCUUGGUCCCGCCUCAACGCGAAAUAUCACGUCAUGUUGAAAAAGAAAGCCUUCACCCACUGGUACACCGGCGAAGGCAUGGAAAUGGCGGAAUUUCACGAAGCCCAAGACAACAUACUAACGCUCGAAGACGAAUACGAACUUCUUAUGACUGGCAGUUAAACGAAAUACCUAAACAAAUACGUUUUUCAAUUUUCGUCCACCAAGAAGUAUUCUGUAACAAUAAAACUGUAACUCUGUCUUACACUAAUUUUAA